CCGGCGGCGGGCGGGGAGCGCGGGCGCCGCUGCCAUGUCCGCUGCGGGCCCCGGGCCCGGCUCCGGAGCCGCCUCUUGGGCUUGAAGACUGCUGAGGAACAAACCAUUUGAAUCAUUUGAGCAUUAAAAUAAUAGUAAUACCCAUGGAAGAGCCACAAGACUUACCCGAGCAACCAGUGAAAAAAGCCAAGAUGCAGGAAUCCAGAGACCAGAGCCUGAGUCAUGUGAGCAGCACAGAAGUCAGUGAGCAGAAAACUGAAUCUUCAAACCUUGGUUCAAACCUUCCCAUGUCUAGUGAGAUUAUGACAUGCACUGAUUAUAUCCCAAGGUCAUCAAGUGAUUAUACCUCACAAAUGUAUUCUGCAAAGCCAUAUGCACAUAUCCUCUCUGUACCAGUGUCAGAAACAAUGAGCCCUUACCCUGCUCAGCCUCAGUACCAAGCACUACAGCAGUCCCAGCCCUACACCAUCUACCCCCAGACCACCCAGACCUAUGGACUACCUCCUUUCGGUGCACUGUGGCCAGGUAUGAAACCUGAAAGUGGUUUAAUUCAGACUCCAUCUACAAGUCAGCACAGUGUUCUUACCUGCACUACAGGGUUAACCACAAGCCAGCCCAGCCCAGCACAUUAUUCUUAUUCCAUUGAAGCAUCAACUACCAAUGCCAGUCCAGUCUCUACAUCCUCAACUGUUGUCAAUAUUUCCACAUCAGCAGUAGCCAGCAUCUCACAGGAAUAUCCUACCUACACCAUCCUUGGCCAGAGCCAGUACCAGACCUGCUACCCAAGCUCAGGCUUUGGAGUGGUGCCACCAGCAGACAGCAGCACAGAGAGCCUGGCCCUGGCCACCACCACCACGUUCCCAGAGGAGAAACCAAAUGCCCUGGUGCCAGCUGGGGCAGUGCAGAGACCUUCCUCUGGAGAUGCAUCCACAAGUCCUUUGCUACCAAGAGCAACAGCAAGUAAAGAGUUAGAUGAGCAAGCAAGAAAAAACAUCCCUGGAAAGAACAGAGGGAAGAGGAAAGCAGAUACCUCCUCCUCCCAGGACAGUGAACUGGAGAGGGUGUUUCUCUGGGACCUGGAUGAGACCAUCAUCAUCUUCCAUUCUCUUCUCACAGGGUCCUAUGCUCAAAAAUAUGGCAAGGAUCCAACUCUAGUGAUUGGCUCAGGUCUGUCCAUGGAGGAGAUGAUUUUUGAAGUUGCUGAUACUCACUUGUUUUUCAAUGACUUGGAGGAGUGUGACCAGGUACACAUAGAAGAUGUGGCAUCUGAUGACAAUGGCCAGGAUCUAAGCAACUACAACUUCUCCACGGAUGGGUUCAGUGGCUCGGGCAGCACUGCCAACCACAGCUCCUCGGUGGGAGUGCAGGGCGUGGACUGGAUGAGGAAAUUGGCUUUUCGCUACCGCCGGGUGCGCGAGAUCUACAACAAAUACAAAACCAACGUGGGAGGCCUGCUCAGCCCACAGAAGAGGGAAGCUCUGCAGAGACUGAGGACUGACAUAGAAGUGCUGACAGAUUCCUGGCUGGAAACUGCAUUAAAAUCCCUGCUGCUCAUCCAGUCCAGAAAAAACUGUGAGAACAUCCUGAUCACAACCACCCAGCUGAUGCCAGCUCUUGCCAAAGUUCUUCUGUACGGAUUGGGCGAGGUGUUUCCCAUUGAAAAUAUUUAUAGUGCUACAAAAAUAGGUAAGGAGAGCUGCUUUGAGAGGAUUGUGUCACGGUUUGGGAAGAAGGUGACGUACGUGGUGAUCGGAGACGGCCGUGACGAGGAGGUGGCAGCCAAGCAGCACAACAUGCCAUUCUGGAGGAUCACAAACCACGCUGACCUCGUGUCCCUUCACCAAGCCCUUGAGUUGGACUUCCUGUAAGAAGCUGGAGCAAAGACACAACUGCAGCUCCUGCCAGCCCUCUCCAUUCCUGUGGGACAGAAAUCUCACAUGUUUGGGGACUCACCUUUCAGCUUGAUGAAGAAAACAUACCUAAUGCAAACUGUACAGUGGAAUAUGACAGCAGGUUGUUCUUGGGAGCACAGGCCCUGCCAAGUCCAAGGUGUCCUGUGAAGGAGCCCUAGACUCAGCAGAGCUAGAGCUUGUGUGCAGAAGGGACUUACAGAGCCAGCUGAAUGCCUCUGGCCUCCAGAGGGAGGGGCCAUAAAACAGCAGAUUUAUGUGUAAGAGCCUUCUUCUUUCUAUUCAGCUUAGUUGUAGAACCCAAGUAAACGCAAAAAUUUAUUUUUAUAGGAAAACGCUGAUGGCAGAGCUUAAACCUCCCUUGUUUUGCAAAGCCGAAGAGCUGUGGGUUUUUUUCAUAGGAAAUAUUAAUGAAAAUGUCAAAAAUACCUCUAUUGCUGUAAAAUGUGUCCUGUCUCCUUCCCUGGGUGUUCAAAACAGUUAAUUUAUUACAAUGUCCUUAUGUUAUUUCCUCAGUGUGGGAUUACUGGAAAAUAUAAAGGUAAGGGAAUGCUUCUGGAAUAUGUGGUUCCUUGUAGAGGCAAGUGUUGGUGUUCUGAAUUGAUCCCAGUGGCUUCUAGUCACUGUGUGCAGAAGCUCUUUUAGCCAGCAGGAGAUCACUGGAUUUCAGCCUUUGGACUGUAGAUCCCACAGAUGUUCCCUGCAAAGCAAAAUGAAAUUGCCUGUGAACAUCAGGUACAGCAGACCGGUGCAGACUGCUCAGAUGUGAACAGAGUCCUCACCUGGACUAGGAAUAAUCUAAUUCCUAAAUCCUCAUGAAUGUUGCAGAGAAGGCUCUGGCUGUGGUAUAACCUUCACCUCUGUGUUCCUGACCCUAUUUGUAAGUUCCUUUGAGUAGAAUCAGAUUCAAUUUUCUUAUAUUCUUUGCAUUAGCCUAACUACAUAGUGACAAACAAAAUGCCUUGUUAAGAGGGACUUAAUUUUCUAAGACACUGUGACUUGGCAGCAUGGAGCACUUGGGAGGGAUGGUGAUGGUGAUGCUGAUUUUUCUGCAGCUGUCCAGGAGCAGAGGCUGCAGUCAGUGACCUGUUCCCUGGGCAGGAACAGCCAGCAAGGGCUGGGCUGGUUUUGUGCCAGCUCAGGCUGUGUUUGGGGGUCUCCCCCAUCUACUCUGAUGGCACCAGAUCAGCCCUGAGGACAGGAGUGUGCUGUGCCCCAGAAUCUGCUGCUGCUGCUCCUGCAGAGCCAGACCUGACCCCUCCAGAUCGUGGUCAUCAGUCACUGGGGGACUGGGCUGGAGGUCUGUCACUGCAGGAGGACACUGACCCAUCUGCUGUGCCCACACAGGCAGGGUGUGUUUGCUGCAUUCCUUUCAUGGCUUUAAUUACCGAGGGUUAAUUUCCAUCAGUGCAGAGGGAGCUGCUGGGCCAGCUCCAGUGCCCACGGGGCAGAAGGUGCCUGGAGCCAGGGUUUGGAUACCUCGUGCUCAGGAACUGGACCUGGGAGGUUUAUUUCACAUGGAACCAGCUCCACUUUCCCUCUGGGUUUGUUUUUUGGGUUUUUUAGAUUAAUGAAAUUGGAAUCAAAGGCGAUUCUCUUUCUCCAGGGUGGUCACUGGAGUCAGGAGUGAUCUGUUUUCUGUUCAGCUCCUUGCCAGGUGGAUACAGGGUGUGUGUAUUUCCCCAGGAGCUCUGCAGCAGGAACAUGCUGUCUGUGUGGGAGCUGCUCAUCCAUGAGGAAAAUCUGAGGAAUCUGCUCUGUGUGUCACUGGGCAGCUCAGCAGAGGGGGCUGUGCUGGGAGUGCUCAGCAGUUUGGGAAGGGGAGCAGCACCCAGGGGUGUUCUCUGUCUGCACCAAGUGGAGAGCCAAGGUGUGUUUGCACCUGUUCAAGGCAGCUGAGGCAGCUCCAGUUCCUCUGGGGUCCCUGUGAAGUGCCAGAGCUGUGCUGAGGAGCAGCUUCAUUGCUGCCAGGGCUGGGAAUGUCACCAGAGGAUCAGGACUCGGUCACAGAAGGGUCUGUGCUGAUGCUGAACAUCCCUCAGCCCAUCCAAAGGUCUCCUGUAAGCAGGCUGGGGAGCUGUCCCAGCCUGUGCAGCAGCCUGUUGGGAGCAUAUCUCAUACUCCAGCUGGCUGAAUUUGGGAUUAAAACCUGUGCCUUAACCUCCCACCACCAGCACAGCCGAGCAGCCCACGAGCUUUGCUGCCAAGGGAAGCAGAGCUGUGCUGGAGAGGGGCUGGGUUUGCCCAGGCACUGGCAGCAGGUGCUGCACCUGCAGGCCUGAGCUGCCUGGCAGCUGGCUGUGCUUUGUGUUUGUUUACUUCAAAUGUUUUAAGGAAAUUUUAAGAUGUUGCUAAAAUUUUAGCUGAGUGUGGAACUUGCAGCCACUGACAUUUCAUACUGGUAUUUAUAUGAUGUUUCCUUGAAUGUAUGUAAAGUACUUUUAUAACAGGAGGUUGAUGGUACAUUUCUGUUUGUUAAUAAAGGGGUGACCUGGCUAUUUUAUUUUUUCCUCUACUGGCUGAAUUUAAGCCUUUUCCUGUCUCUUUUGAGGCAAGAACAGCAUCUCUGUCCAAGCAUUGAUUUUUCUCCUGUCUCUGUCACCAGUUCAGCUACAGUCAGGUCGGGGGUAAUGGGAGAGCAAACCUGAACACCUGAAGGACAGUGAGCCUGCAGGCCCAGAGCACUGAGCUCACCUGGGUGCUGCUGGCUUCCCCUUCAGCUUCAACACAGCCACAGAGGCUUUAAAAACCACCUGAUCCACUCAUAUUUGUUGCCUCCAAGAGCCCCUGGGGAGAUGUCUGUGCUGGCCCUGGUGGGAAGCAGUAGGACCCUGGAGCCCACAGCACCUCUGCUGUGAGGGUGAGCUCAGGUGCUGCUGCCUGUGGGGCCUUUGCCUGUUCAUGGUCUGUGAUGGGAACUGUCCUGUGAACUGGAAAAAAUAAUAAAGUCUUUAUUUUCUAUA
This is a messenger RNA of Melospiza georgiana, 4873 nucleotides long. RefSeq names its product EYA transcriptional coactivator and phosphatase 3 (gene EYA3). NCBI's taxonomy places the organism in Eukaryota, Metazoa, Chordata, Aves, Passeriformes, Passerellidae. The record is from RefSeq and is a predicted model, not a curated record. Gene Ontology annotation, biological process: multicellular organism development; negative regulation of extrinsic apoptotic signaling pathway in absence of ligand; cell differentiation. The transcript is spliced from 18 exons. Gene Ontology annotation, cellular component: nucleus. Gene Ontology annotation, molecular function: protein tyrosine phosphatase activity. The coding region runs from base 144 to 1868 and encodes 574 amino acids.